Poeciliopsis prolifica (blackstripe livebearer) is the source of this 7947-nucleotide messenger RNA. It is a transcript of the gene baiap3, whose product is annotated as BAI1 associated protein 3. The record is from RefSeq and is a predicted model, not a curated record. Bases 264 to 3794 code for a protein of 1176 amino acids. Lineage: Eukaryota; Metazoa; Chordata; Actinopteri; Cyprinodontiformes; Poeciliidae. The transcript has 34 exons.
CUAUGGCCAUAUUUGGGUUGGCAUCGGGGGAGCGAAGGGGUGAGCAUUUCGAGAGACUAAUAAGGGCUUUUGUCUGUCGUCUAUCUGAGGAAAAAGACCCAAACGUUGUUUUCUCAUAAGUUGACUGCGUCACGUUCACAGCAAGGAGCGACGUCCUGCUGCACUGAUCAGAGCUGUGAUUGUAGGAACUCUGACACACGCAACCUUUGCAAAAGAAAAAAAAAUAUCACACUGGAAAAAACUGUCAAGAGACGCAGAGAAACAUGACGACACUGCUUGACCUGAAGAGUAGUGUGCUAAGGCAGGUCCAGAGGAGCCAGUCUCUGAGGACUCGGAGGGAGGCCCCGCCCACUGCCAGCAGUCCCCUCACACACUGUCCUACGGAGCCUUUACCUCGCAGGAUUUCAGGGGAAAGUGCGGAGUUCUUUGAGCGUAUGAAUGCCAUCCUGCAGAAACAGGAGAACAUGACGCGGGCAGCCCAGGCUGAGUGCCAAAGAGGGCCAUGCACAAUGCCUCCACCACAAGAGCAUGUGGACCAGGGCUUUAUAUCUGAAAGGGUCAGCAGGACAGAGCUGGAUCUGCUUUAUGAGGAAGCUGUGUACACGGUGGUCAACAGGGUUGGUGUGCCUGCUCCAGAACAUGUGAAAAGUGACGACGAGCUGUUUGCUUACCUGCUGAAGGUGUUUGACAUGGGUGAUGAGGAACAUGAGAUCAUUCUUCAAAAAGUUCAAGAAUCAAAGCGAGCCAGUUUUUCCUUGAGAGUCUCUGUUAUGAAAGCAAAGAGCCUGAUGGCCAAGGAUGCAAAUGGGUACAGUGACCCCUACUGCAUGCUGGGAAUCCUGAUGGGUCAGAGCCCUCGAGAAACUGAGGAGAAGAAGGAGAGAAAAUUCAGCUUCAGAAAGAGGAGGGAAAAGCUGGAGAAACGCUCUAGCACCAAAGAAGUUUUACCUGCCAGAUGCAUUCAGGUGACCGAAGUCAAGCCAGAGACUCUAAACCCAGUGUGGGAUGAACACUUUGUGUUUGAAAUAGACGAUGUUCACAAUGAUCUCUUGCAUCUGGACAUAUGGGACCAUGAUGAUGAUGUAUCUGUUGCAGAGGCCUGCAAAAAGCUCAAUGAAGUCAGUGGGCUUCGAGGAAUGGGCAGGUAUUUUAAGCAAAUAGCAAAGUCAGUGCGUUCCAAUGGCUCAGCGUCAUCGGGGUCUGAGGAGAAUGUUGACGACUUCCUCGGAUGCAUCAACAUUCCUUUGAACGAAGUUCCUGUUGCUGGAUAUGAUACCUGGUUUAAGCUGGAGCCACGGUCAAGUGCAUCUAAAGUUCAGGGAGAAUGUCACCUUAUUCUGAAAGUCUUCACUAGCCAGAGAGACACAACUUUAUCAAAGAGGGACACAAAUGUCUCCAUUCACAAGAAACUUUUGAGUCAGAUUGUGGAGUACGAGCAUGCUCAAGUUAAGAGAGAGCCUUACAACUGGAAUGGACAGGUUUCUCCUCCAGCAUGGACUGUACUAACUCACCAUGCUGUGCAAACUGAUCUCUCACCUCUACAGCAGGCUAUUGUGCGCUGGCAGUGCUACAGCAACCAUCAUCGGAACCAGAGGCUGUGCUACUCCCUGCUGCUGCGCCUCCUGAGGACCAUCGAUGCAGAGUGGGACCCUCCCACCGUGAGGGGAGACCUGGAGAGGCAGCUGUCAGACAGCUUCAGACUGUACACAGAGCACUGCCUGUGCCUGAUGAAGAACAUGCGUCAGGUUUUCCCCUGCACAAGCGCUGCUGCCAUUACACGCUACGAGCUCAUGCUGAGGGGGAUUGGCUACAUGCAAAACAUGAGGGCAUUUAAGACUGUUUGUCCUCUCCGAAAUGAGCUUCAUUUGGACAUCACCACUGCUGUCAAGAAAGGAUCAUCUGAGUGGUAUGAAAGCUUAAUUGCCCAGUACAAACCAGAGGAAGGGUCUCUGGAGGAGCAGCUGAAAAAAAUGGUUCAGGUGAUUGACGCAGUUUGUGCAGACAUACAGAGAGGCCAAAACAUCUACAACAAACUCUUCUACAGUGCUGUGAAAGUAGAUUACUUCAGCAUAUCAUACAGGCAGCUGGAAAAACAGGUAGCAGAUGAUGUAAAUGUAGCAAUGGAGCGGGUCUGUGGCACUCUGGAGCAAGAGAGCUCCAGACUGACUCAGACUAUGGGGGAAACCAUCUUCGAACUCUUCAUGUCUUUGAAGAUCCUCAAGGGCUUUCGAGAGUUUCUUCCCCUCAAAGAUGCCAAAAUGUUGGCCCUGACUGGCUUUCAUAACUGGUUCAAGUCAUCAAUUCAUAAGUUCCUGCAGAUUGUUCAUGACAGAUCCUGUGACAGAAUCCGCAAAGCUGUGGAAACAGAUCAGCUUCAGCCUGUGCAACAAGCCAAACACAGUUGCUCAGCAGUGGAAGUGACAGCUUGCUUCAGCCAGGUACGCAAGAUCUGGCUCCAGCUGUCCUGGCCAGACUCUGCGGGGGCCUUCAUCUUUGUCACUCGUCUGACAGACAACUUCUGCAAUGAAGCUGUUUGCUACUCGGAGAUGAUGACGCGCAAGAUUGAGAGGAACCAGCUGGCCCGAGACCACAAGAAUUUCACAGUGCAGAUCUGCAUCGGCCUGAACAACGUGGAGCAUGUGCGUGUUUUCCUGGCUCACCUGCCUCGAGACCUGGACUGGCCUGGCGUGGAGCGGGCCAUGGAGGAGUCGUGUGGAGCGGAGGGGAAAGAGCAGGUCUACAAAGCCCUCAACGGGCAGCUGUUCAACAUGGACCUGGACCUGCAAAGAGAAGCCAAGCGCCUCAUCACAGUGCUCACCGACAAGAUGCUGCCUGAACUGCGGCGGUACAUUCAGCACAUCAGCUUGUCUCCGGACUCCAUCAACAAUGACGACGCUGUUUGCCCCCUCAUGAAGUACCUUCAAGACACGAUGGUCAUCCUGACAGCAAACCUUGUUAAGGAAAAUCUUACCAGAGUUCUGCAGAGCAUGUGGGAGCUUCUCCUGCGAAUGAUCCUGGACGCGGUCACAGAAAACAGGGGUGUUCAGGUGGAGUUCUACAACCGCUUCCAGUACACAGUUGAGACCCUGUUGCAGUUCUUCCAUGUUAAGGGUGACGGUCUGGCCUUGGAAGACAUGAAAAGUGGAGACUACAAGGUCUUGGAUGAAGAGCUCAGGCUUAACAAAUGUUCCUCCUUUGAUCUGAUUGAGCAGUACUACCUGGAGAAGAUUUCCCUCCAGAAAACACUCAAGCAUACGCCUUAUGGUCGAAUCAGUGUGAAAUGCUACUACGAUCCUCCAGAGCAGAGACUCACAGUGGAGAUUUUGCACGCUGCAGACAUUAUCGCAUUGGAUGCUAAUGGUCUUAGUGAUCCAUUUGUGAUUGUGGAGCUUUGUCCUCAUCACCUCUUUCCAGCAGCCAAGAGUCAACGCACUCAAGUGAAGCUAAAGACGCUGCAUCCAGUAUUCGAUGAACUGUUUUAUUUUCAUGUCAGUCCUGAACAGUACAGGCACAGGUACGCCUGUUUGACUUUCACUGUGAUGGACUAUGACUGGCUGUCGACCAACGACUUUGCUGGAGAAGCCGUCGCUCCACUCAGCGACUUCUGCUGGCCGGGGAGACCCAAUGCCUCAGCUGCCGGAAAGAAUGUCCAGCCCGUCAUUCUGCACUUGUCCCGCAGCAAACCCAGUGAAAAGCCAAUCAUGAGGAUGUUGGACGCUCGCACGGGAGACAGGGAGGCUCAGGAGUUCGUUCGCAGGCUGAAGGAGAUUGAGAAGUCGAUGGAGGAGGACUAAGAGCUGUUAGUAUUGGUUGUAUUCAUGUUUUCUGAUCACAUCUUGCGACACGUGCUUUUGUACUUGUAACAAUGUUUACAAUAUUUACCCUUUCUUUUCCAAUGUAUUGUUUGCUCGGUAAUUAUACCAAAAUGAAAAGAACAUGAGGAUGUUUUCUUACUGGAAAAUGAACCUCCAGUCACUGUGCAACUCUAUGCUGUCUCAGUUUAACUAUAUUUUAGAAGUCAAUGGAUAGUUGAUACUGAAUGUUACUAGUCUAUAUUUUUUGUAAUGAAGUAAUUGUUAUGUUUGUUGUAUAAUAUUUGAUAUGAUAGAUUUAACAUUUAAAAAAAUAUUUUGUGAAAGUAGCCAACAUAUAGCUCUCAGUCUUAAGUCUAAAUCUAUACCUCAGAUAUGUUUAUUGAAUACAGACGUGUUUUGAUGGGGGUUCUUCACAGGUAAUGUGAGUGCAAUUGGAUGGAAGCUUAUUUAGGGUGUUCACCUGCUAUAGCAUCCAUCAUAAUUAAUGGCACCUAUGGAAAGGAUGUGUUAAUCUGUAGGGAGUUUGAUUUGAUUUAACUAUUACUCUGUCUAAAGAUAUGGGAAAGCUUAGACUGAGUAAUCUAUUUCCUUUACGACUAAAAUCUCCACACAUCUGUCCAACCUGCAUGCCAAUUUUCUUGUUUUUCUCACUAAAAGUUGUGGUAAGAAGAAGCAAAUUUAUGUCACAUCCUUUGUUAAACCACAGGAAAGCAAGAUGUUGCUUGACAUGCAAAUCCACCUUAAAACAGUAAAUAAUAAUUGAAGUACAAUUAUUUUUACAGUGGAGUAGAAAUUACAAAUAAAAGGAGUAAUAUAAUGCCACAGAGGAGUAAAUUUCUACAAAAAACUUUGUGAGAUCAAUUUCACAUAUUUACAAGAAAAUACUUAGAUAUUCUCUGAUGUUAAAAACUUUGUUUAAAUAUUUUAUCCGAAUUUUUUGUGUUGUAAAUUUGCAAAUAACUUCCCCGUAGCCAAUUAUUUUAUGAAAUCUUACUUUUCACUAAUUUUCUUAAUGCAGAAAAUUGUGCCACAUUUCAUGUUAUUGAAAGGUAGGAUUAUUUUAUUUUAUUUUAUUUUACUUUGGGGCUUGGUGCUAUUAAGGAGCACUAAGGGGUGCCAUUAACUGUGGAAAGUGCUGGAUGAUUUAUUCUUUGACGCUUCUUAAUAUAAACAUAAUAAGACAUUAAUUGUAAGAACACAAUUUUGGGUAGUCGUAAAUUUUAAGCUUGUGGGCCAGUGAGAGGUCUGCAGCAACAAGGUCUAACAUUUCCUCGCACACAAGUCACUGUGUGCUUUCAUUUAACUUUUAAUCACCUUGCAUUAACAUGAAAAGUCACCAAAGAAACCAAUGACAAGAGACUUCAGUGUUAUAAAAACUUAGUCACCUACCUCUUUCUUUUUUCCUGUUUGCACAAGAGCAACAGGUUAACUGAAAGCUGUUUUAUGUUUAUUCAAAGCUUUUAUAUAAAGAAUAUCUUACCUAACGCUCACCUAAUUCAUGAAAAACUUGAUAAAAUACUUGCUGAGUAAUAUAAAGUGACCCAGUGAGUUCAGAUCAUUUCAAAAAUGUUAUAUUUUGUUCAGAAUUGAACAAAUUAAUGAACAAAUGACUCUAAAGAGUUCAAGGAAUGCAUUUCUAGGACUGACCUCCACUUUCUCUCUUUGUCCUUCACAUUUUUAUUCUGAUGGAGGCAAAAAUACUGCAUCCUCGUUUCAGAAAUGCCAGCGUCUCAUUCUUAAAGGAAAACCAGGCUAAUUGGUUUGGAUUCGCACAUGUAGUGUUCAGAAUCCACCAGAAAACGACUUCAGGCGUCACAGUGCCUGGGAUAUGAAAGCUUUUAAUCCAUGAAGGCCUUCGUUUAUGUUUUAAAUAUGAAUCUGUUCCAUGGUUUGACAUUUUCUCUCUCAAGGUGAAGAGAAGUGAGGAUAAUGACACGUGCAGUGGUAUAAUUGCACUUGAGGGGAAAAGAAAGUCCUACCCUCUGCAGCAGCUCUCUCUGGCCUGACAAGCAGAAUUAAGCUUGAGCUCCAAACACUCUUUUAGUGGAGCUGGAAGACUGGAACCUUAAUGCUGCUGCAAAAAAGAUGAGGGUCACACUUUGACCUGGAAUCCAACCACCUUACCUUGUGAAAAGGACAUUCAUAUUACAUGGUUAUGCAAAAUAAGGAGUAUUAAACAGGCUUCAAAAAGCACAAAAUAUCUCAGUGUUGCUAUUGCAAGUUGACAAAUAGUUAAGUAAAUAUUGAUUAGAUUAAUCCUAGCUUGGUCAAAAAUUUCUCAAUACAUAUGUUUACUUUAUUAAAGGUAUUAUGGAUUUUUUUUUAAAUGCACAAAUGGGCAAAUUUGCUGGUACCUUUAGUACAUUUUAGUAUGUUAAAAAUUGUUAAAAAGUAAAUCUCUUCUCAUAUUAAUUUCACCUUUAAUGUAAGAACUUUUGUGCUUGGUGAGGAUUAUUCCAUGUAGCAUUUCCUUUUUGUGAUAAAACAUUCAGCACUAGAAAACCUGUUUAGUCAGACUUAAAUUGUGCCACAUUUGUAAAGAAAUGUAUUUGUGGGUGGAGCAGGAGAGCUGAGUGGGCUGCACCUUUGACUAACUUAUCAAAUGUUCUCAGCCAAUUUCAACAGCUUCUGGUUGAGGCAGUGUUGUGAUCUGGGAUAGUACAUCCCUCAUUGGAAAAAUUAGGCUUUUUAGCCUUGCCAAACUAUUGAAGAGGUUUGAAAUAAAUCUUGUAAGCUGUGCAUGAUAUCUGGCUGUAUAUUUGGAUGCUUUGUCUGGUUUAUGACACAGAGAGGAUUUGCAGAGUUAUUCAUGAGCCAAACCUACUUACUCAACUCUGCUAUUCAACCCACAAACACUUUUUCCCUACAAAUGUUCCACUCUAAACCAUAAAAGCUUUCCGAAAGUAAACCUACACAUAUUCAAAAAAAAAAAAAAUAAUAAUAAUAAACAAAGAUACAAUUGUUUUUCCCACUGAGUAAACACAUUCGAAGUAAAAGUUUUGACAUUUUUAUUGCCACAUUACCACAUCUGAACACAACUUUAUUUUAGGAUUUUUCAAAGUCUUCUACAGGAGUGCUAGCUAAGAACAAAUAAGAGCUUUUGCCCAUUUAGGCUUUUGGGGGUUUCUGAAACAUAUGAUAUUGAUAUUUUUUUCACAAUUUCAAAUCAGUCUCUAAGUUGAAGUAAAGAAAGUGUAGCAGGUACUCGGCACCAAAAUCCUCACACCGACAGCAUUUUGACAAUGACGUAACUUUUUAGUAGCUGCUUGUGUAGUGCUUUGCUGUAAACGUGAAGUUGUGAGAAUAAAGCACUCAGAAAAAAAUAACAGAAAAGAAAACAUUAAAAUACAAACAUGUUUUGCAUUACAGGGUUUGUUCAGGUGUUCAGGAAGCCUGCUUUCUUACAGGUGCAGGGAGUCAUUCAGUAUGUCUGAACAGCACUUGCAUUUAUGUUUGUUUAGUUUAUUUUUGAGAUGUGGCAUUUAGUUACCCCCUAGAAGACAAGCGCAGCUUAUUAAGGUAAUAGUUGAAUAGCUAACAGUGUUUGAUUGGCAUUCGUCCUCAAAAACUUUAAUUUAUUACCUACAAAUGUUUACAAAGAACAAUGCAACCUCAUUUUGAGUAUAAACAGACAUUAAAAUUUAGAUUAGGGUCAUGAUAUAGUAGCCAUUUAUAUCUUUAUAAAGACAGUAUUAAGGGGAGUAGUUUUAAAUUCAGGAUCCUCUCUUUGGAAUAAUAAUAAUAAUAAUAAUAAUAAUAAUAAUAAUAAUAAUAAUAAUAAUAAUAAUAAUAAUAAUUUGUUAAUAUUCAGUCACAGUAAACUAGUUGUGUUUUUGUGACCAACAUAAAAAAGGGGCAAAACAUAAGUUUAAAAAAGCAUGUUUUAGACAUGCACAAAUUGCAACAAUAGUUAAAUUUCUCCCCAUAUAAUGAUUUCCUUAAUUUUGAUGAUUUUUCUUCAUAUUUCAGAGAUCAAAGCUAGUAAAAACUGUCUAAAGUGGAAAAAAACUUUGAAAUUGUUAUUGUUAAAGUGAAUCAUUUGUCAUUGAAUUGUAAAUGCCUGUGUUGCUGUUUAUUAGAUAAUAACUUUAGAAAAUGUCCCUGACCCAAUAAAGACUGUAUUUAAAUUUCA